ACAAGUAACUUACAGUCUACACACACAGAGGGCAGAGGGAGGAUCAGAAAACACAGUUAUUCUCACACCGGAGGGUCGAACAUUUAACGAGGGAUUGCUGGCUGCUUAUGACGAGCCUUGUCAUCUGAAGGAAAGUAAACUUAAAGCAGAGCAGAGGAUCUGUGCAGCAGAGAAGAAGACUCAGUGGGGAAACGACACUGUUGCUUGGAUUCACACACAUCUUCUUCUUUUUGCCGUCCUAUAGGACGACAGCUUCAUGGGUGGAAGAUGAAUCUCCAGCUGUCGGGCGACUGUGCGUGUGAUUCUGCUGCCAUUGAGGAAGUUUCCCAGAAGACCCAGUGACUCCCGCCUGUCGCCUAUGCCUCCUGCUGAAUGUGGAAAGCCUAGGAUGGAAGACCCACCAAGUGCUGCUCGUAGGCACUGGAACAACGCUCUCGACCUCCACAACCAUCUCGCCUCCACCCUUGCACACACAAGCACAACCAGCUGCUUCGCUGCCAUCACCAACCAGACGGGGACCACCGCCACCGGGUGACAAGAAUCCAGGAUGUUUGUGAACUUCCGCCGGAUACGAAGGUGCCAGUAUGUGCAGCUGAUGACCACUUGCCUGGUGCUGUCGGUGGUGAUGGUUUGCUGGGAGCAGUUGGACAAAAGUGUUGUCAGCCACGUCAAGUCCUACUCCUACCGCUACCUCGUCAACAGCUUCACCUACAUCAACAAGAGCCUCACCAUCCCACGUGAGCAGGCCAGAAGCUUUAGCAACUUCCGCUACCUGCUGAACCACCCGGAUAAAUGCGCCGGCAAGGACGUCCUCCUCCUCCUCUUUGUGAAAACAUCCCCAGAGAACAUUGAGAGGCGGAACGCCAUCAGAUCCACGUGGGGUAAUGAGACCUACAUCCAGAACGCUCUGGGAGUGACGGUGAAAGUGGUGUUCGCCUUGGGGGCACCUCAGGCCAGGAAGGAGGAGCCGUCAUGGACCAAGAGAUUUCAUCUUCAGGAGCAGCUCAUCCACGAGGACCGUCUCCACGGUGAUUUGAUCCAACAAGACUUCUUAGACUCGUUCCACAACUUGACUCUUAAGCUGAUCCUGCAGUUCCACUGGACGCACAGCCACUGCGCACACGCCCGCUUCCUCAUGACCGCUGACGACGACAUCUUCGUCCACAUACCCAACCUGGUGAGCUACCUAAGGGACGUGAGCAGCAGAAGUGUCACAGACUUUUGGGUUGGUCGAGUGCACAGGGGGGCGCCGCCAAUCCGCAGCAAAGACAGCAAGUACUUCGUGCCCUACGAGAUGUAUCAGUGGUUGUCGUACCCUGACUACACAGCUGGGGCCGGGUAUGUCGUGUCCAGCGACGUAGCGGACAAAAUCUACCAAGCCACGCUGACCCUUAACGCCUCUCUUUACAUAGACGAUGUGUUCAUGGGCAUCUGCGGCAUCACUGUCGGCGUAUCACCACAGGAGCACGUCUAUUUCUCAGGUGAGGGCAAAGCGCCCUACCACCUGUGUAUCUAUGACCAGAUGAUAACCUCGCACGGUCACGUGGAGGAUAUCUACGACCUGUGGAAGACGGCGACCGACCCGCAGGUGAAGCAGAAGACCUCUGGACUCGUAGGGAGGCUGUACUGCGCAGCCGUGAAACUGGCUCUCCUUUGUAAACCAUAUUAUUUUAACACCUACCCGUGCAAAGCUGCCUUUUUGUAGUAUUACGUCAGGUUUGUGUGUGCGAGACAGAGUGAGGGAGUGUGUCAUAGGUCACAAUGAAAGGAGGAUCAUAGUUGCGAAUAUUACCUCAGUCCUUUUAGUUGGACACCCAUGUGAAAACACUGGAGCAUGUGUUGUGUGUUUCCGGAGGCAAAGAGAGACUUAUGUUUGUUACUGUUCAGUGUGAGAUCACCAACACGUCAAUGACAGCUAGUUUAUUACUGUAAUAACACUGGCUUUGCAUUGACAGCAGAAUGUGUUAAAAACAGCUCCUAAAAAGAUGGUGUCUAUUGUCAUGUAGUCCCAACUCAAACCCACCGUGCUCAGAAAUAGGAUUUUAAUAAAGACUAUAUUAAGUAUGAUAAGGAAAAAUGCCACAACUUUUGUUCUCAUUGGUCCAAAGUUUUGAAUUUGUAUGGACAUACUUUGGGCAAAUAUCUAACAGUACAACUUUGACAUUUUUAGAUCACAUGAGAAAUCACACACAGGGUUUUUGAAGAAAUUAGAAAAAACACAGACAUUGUGUUUAUUAAAUGUAUUCUAUACGAUUCUUUUUUUCUUUUAUGGAUUUUGUUCAUAUUUUGAGUUUUGAUAUCUUUGGGCACAUGGGACUUCUGUUUUUUCUAUUUGUUUUUUUCUAUUUAGGAACAAACAGUAGUCCCAUGUGACCAAAGAGUAAAUAUAGUAUGAUAAGAAAAAGUCACUUCUCAGCCAAACGGUUUGACGGCUUCAAAGAUUUCCUCAGAUUUGUGCUUAUGCAAGCCCAGAAAGCACUGUAUUAAAUGUAUUUAAUGCGGGCACAAAUGGGUUAACUAAUUUAUUUUCCAUCUCAGCCAGUUGGAGAGCGUAGUUCCUUCUUGUCUUGGUUUUAUUUUGCUACUAAUGUGACACACAAAAGGGCUGCCAAAAAACUAAUCUUGACACAAGGCAUUGACUUAGAACAUACCUUCUCAGUAAAAUGCAAAAGUAACACAUUUUUGGUGUUCCUGAUGUGUAAUAAAAAGAAGCGGUAGGUCAGUGACGUGUCAAAUCUAAAAAUAUCUACACGUCAUGAAGUGCAAAAUUCCUCACAGUGAAGUAGAAUAGAUGUGUAACUGAGAAGACUUUACAAACAGUUCCUGUGCUGGAAAUAAUGAUGAUGUGACGAUGAGCAAGAAAGCGUGUACUCCAAAUUAAAUAUUUUCUUGUUAUAAGAUUAUUUUGUUUUAUUAAAUUUGGGAAAAAGGUUUUUUAAUGAAAUAAAAUCUCCCAAGUGAAAGUGUU
This is a messenger RNA of Cottoperca gobio, 2968 nucleotides long. RefSeq names its product lactosylceramide 1,3-N-acetyl-beta-D-glucosaminyltransferase A-like. Bases 548 to 1705 code for a protein of 385 amino acids. Gene Ontology annotation, biological process: protein O-linked glycosylation. The record is from RefSeq and is a predicted model, not a curated record. NCBI's taxonomy places the organism in Eukaryota, Metazoa, Chordata, Actinopteri, Perciformes, Bovichtidae. Gene Ontology annotation, molecular function: N-acetyllactosaminide beta-1,3-N-acetylglucosaminyltransferase activity. The transcript is spliced from 2 exons. Gene Ontology annotation, cellular component: Golgi membrane.